This is a messenger RNA of Hippopotamus amphibius kiboko, 1032 nucleotides long. RefSeq names its product interleukin 2 receptor subunit alpha (gene IL2RA). Gene Ontology annotation, molecular function: interleukin-2 binding; interleukin-2 receptor activity. The transcript is spliced from 8 exons. The record is from RefSeq and is a predicted model, not a curated record. Gene Ontology annotation, biological process: inflammatory response. Lineage: Eukaryota; Metazoa; Chordata; Mammalia; Artiodactyla; Hippopotamidae. The coding region runs from base 118 to 951 and encodes 277 amino acids.
UCCCCCAGCCUCCCAGCGUGAUGCCAACAGGAGGCUGAAAGGAAACCCAGCAUUCUGCAGAGAAGUACCUUUUCUUCCCGGCUGCCACGUCGGCAGCUGAUCCCAGGGGCCAGGAGGAUGGAGCCAGGCUUGCUGACAUGGGGAUUCUUCGUAUCCAUCAUGGUACCUGGCUGCAUGACAGAGUUUUGUCCUGCCGACCUACCAAGUCUCAGAAACGCCAUGUUCAAGAUCCUCAGGUACGAGGUGGGCACCCUGAUAAACUGUGACUGCAAGAAAGGCUUCCGCAGAAGGUCACCCAUCAUGCUCUGUGCAGGAAACUCCAGCCACUCUACCUGGGAAAACAGAUGCCACUGCGACAGCAUCUCCUCCCCCAGGCACCCAGGAAAACAAGUUACUCCUGGACCUGGAGAACAGAAGGAACGAAAAACCACAGAAAUGCAGACCCAAAUGCGGCCCACAGACCAAGCAAACCUUCCAGGCCACUGCGAGGAGCCUCCACCAUGGGAACAUGAACGUGAACCUUUGAAGAGAAUUUACCACUUCUCACUGGGGCAGACAGUUCACUACCAGUGCAUGCAGGGGUUCAGGGCCAUGCAGGGUGGUUCUACCGAGAGCAUCUGCAAGAUGAUCCAUGGGAAGAUGAGGUGGACCUGGCCCAACCUCAAGUGCAUAAGUGAAGGGGAGGACAGUCAGUUUCCAGGUGACGAGGAGCCUCAGGAGAGCAUGGACGCUCCACCUGAGAGUGAAACUUCCUUCGCCUUAACAACGAGGACAGCAGGUACCGCAGAUUUCCAAACACCCACAGACGUGGCUGAUACCAUGGAUACGUUCAUAUUUACAACCGAGUAUCAGAUCGCAGUGGCCGGCUGUGUCCUGCUGCUCAUCAGCAUCCUCCUCCUGAGCGGCCUCACCUGGCAGCGGAGAUGGAAGAAGAAUAGAAGGACCAUCUAGAAAACCAAGGGCGGUAAGAAGCCAAGAGCAGCCCACAGACAUCAUGGACCACAAUCAAAAACCAAAGCAGCUAAACACUCA